Messenger RNA from Gryllus bimaculatus (two-spotted cricket), 3090 nucleotides. Lineage: Eukaryota; Metazoa; Arthropoda; Insecta; Orthoptera; Gryllidae. The record is from the annotation of a GenBank genome assembly.
CAAUUGUUAAUAAAAUAUUUUUAAAUCGUCCAACGACGAAGUGUACACUGGUGUACAGUUAAUAACUCACACGUGACACAAUAAAAAAAACACUAUUUUCGUCAGGCAGCCUCAAAUCUUCUGGUCAAACCCGAUUCUAUCGUUCGUCUUACCAAGACUGGAUACAAGAAAUUGUUAAUGUGUUUUUAAAAUGUACUAAUACAUUGAGGUUAUUUCGAAGUAGCACGCGUAUUUUGCAGAACAAUUCCCUGUCGGAAACAUUUGCUAGUCAGAAACAAACUACCAUCACAUGAAAGAAAAAAGUUCAGUUAUAAGAUGGAUGAUGGUCAGAUACGCCAGAAUUUUUUAUAAGCGAAGUCGAAGUUACUUACAGUAAUCGAGUAAGCUACUCGAAGUAAUUAAAUCAUUAUUGUUAUGAUACAAUCCAACUACUUAUUUUCAUGAUCACCAAGGUAAAUACCGGAUAUAAAUAUUUGUUUUGACUAUCCAUCUGAUAUGUUGGGCUGGUAUGUUUAGAUGCCUGUAUUUUCUACACAUUGACUGGGUCUGACCGGACAACCCGGGGGUGGUUCCUGUGAGUGGAUAACCUAACUUUCAUGUUGUUUAGUGGAAAUAUUUGUGAUCCUUUCCAAGCAUUAAAUGUAUUUUACCAUCGUCAAGUUAGAAGUUGCUACUGAAGUUUAAUUGUAUUUUUUAUAAUUUAGGAUGGGUCAUUAGAAAUGUUAGACUUCAUUGUACACCAGCAUGAGGGUUAAGGGGAAUGAAAACUGCAAAAUACAACAAUAAAGUUUGGGUGAAGACCUGCAAACAAGUGUUGGAACUUGUAAUAUUUUAAAACUCUCAUCUGGCAUAUUCUAAUUUUAAUUGACAAUGGCAGCAACACUUGUGAGAAGGCGAUUGCCUUUUUACACUGUUCUUAAAACCCAGUGUCGCUCUGGGUAUAUUGUUUUACUUCCUGAGGCAGCUCAGGAUCAAAAUGCACCGCAAACAACAUUUAAUGCAAAACAACUCCCAGAAAUAAAUAAUCUUACCACUGAAGAAUGUAUAUCACUUGUGGGAAAAUUGUCAUUAGAUUUUGAAUCUGGUUUAUGGAAUGUAGAAGAAAAAUGUAAAAAUGAAUCUGAACUAUCACCAGAUCUGUUUCAAGAGGUGUUGGAGCCUUUAGAAAAAGUUAGUGCUCCUUUGGAUGCUGCUUGGGGCAUGAUGAAAACAUUAUAUUUAACCAACUCUAAAAUAAUGACUGAGAAAUGUUAUAUGACAAUUCAUGAACGAGCCCGACGAGCAAGAACACAGAAAUUUUACAAUGAAAAAAUAUUUUCAGCUUGUAAAAAGCAAGAUUUAACAGAAUUAUCAGAAGAAAAGAAAAGAGUUGUUUCCAAGUACGUGUUAGAGGGACGUUUGAAUGGAUUAGAAUUAAAUAAUGUUACUACUGACAACUUUAAACAUACUAUUAUUGAUCCUAAUGUGAUGCGAGAUUUUCCAGAAAAUCUUACUAAAUCAAUGGCUUAUGACAGGUCCCAGUAUAACCGAGGUCCUUGGACUGUAACUUUACAACCACACAUUUACAGCCAGUUCAUGGAAUAUUGUCCCUUGCGAGAUUUGCGCUGGAAUGUUUGGCAGGCACAUGUGAGGCGAUCUUCUAAUGAUGGUGAAAAAUCUGUUGAAACAAGUACUCAUAUUGAGGAACUUCGAUCACUGAGGAGAGAGCAAGCCAAACUUCUAGGAUUUGAAAGCUUUGCUCAUAUGUCAAUGAAGACAAAAAUGGCUGGCAAUGUUGAAAAUGUAACUGGUGUUUUGGAAAGACUGCGGAAGAAAGCAUUACUUGCACAAGAAAAGGAAAUAAGUGACCUUCAAAACUUUGCAGAAGUACGUGGGUUUGAAGGUACUUUGGAAUUGUGGGAUGUCCCCUAUUGGAAGAGAAAACAAUUAAGAACUUUGUACAGUUUUGAUGAAGAGAAAUUGAAAGAGUACUUCCCAUUUCCAAAAGUGCUCAAUGAGCUUUUUGCAUUAUGUAAACACCUGUUUAAUAUUGAAAUAGUUCAAGAAAAGACAACUAAUGUUUGGCAUCCAGAUGUUCAGUUCUACAACAUCUUUGAUUCUGAUUCUAGAGAACCUAUUGCAAGUUUCUUCUUAGAUCCCUACAUGAGGUCUGGAGAAAAGAAAGGUAUGCAAGAUGCUCCAGGAUGGAUGAUAACAUUACGAAAUAAAAGUAAGAUUUGUGAUCACCAACCUUUGGCAACACUUCUUUUUAAUUUCACACCACCUUCUGAAGGCCUGCCAUGCUUGCUUACAUUCAAAGAUGUCCGACAACUGUUUUCUAAGUUUGGCAAUGCUUUACAACAUCUUCUGACCACUGCCACCUAUUCAGAUGUGUCUGGAAUGUCCAACAUUGAAUGGGAUGCAGUGGAGGUUUGCAGUAAUUUUAUGACUCACUGGUUGUAUCAUGCAGAAACAGUACGUAGCCUCAGCAGCCAUUAUAAGACAGAAGAACCUUUACCAGAAGAAUUGCUUGGCAGUCUUGAACAGUUGCCACGACUUUUAGCUGGUUAUGAAUUGUGUUGGCAAUUGUACUAUUCUGCUCUUGACUUAAAAUUGCACACAUCGAAAGACUUUUGGCUUGAUAUUGUUCGGGAACUGUGGCCACAAUAUUCCAUGUUUCCCUUGGACAAAAGAGAUGCUCAUCCUUGUUCUUUUAGUGCAAUAUUCUCUGAAGAGUGGGCAGCAGCAUAUUAUUGCCAUUUAUGGGCUCAAGUAAUGGCUGCUGAUGUAUUCAGUGCUUUUCAAGAAGCUGGUUUGGAGAAUACAAACGAGCUAGCAAGUGUUGGGAAAAGGUUGCGAUCGACAUUCUUAUCUCUUGGAGGAAGCUGCCAUCCAAGCGAAGUAUUUCGUAGAUUUAGAGGGAGAGAUCCAUCUCCUAAUGCCCUUUUGUGGUCUUUGGGGUUGAAGAAACAAACAACUGGAACACCAGUGGAAUCAAUAAGGAAACAUUUCCCAUUUAUUAUACAAAUAAUUGAUAAAACAAACCAAACUCAAAUAAACUCGAAUCAUACCCAAACUGCAAACAUUUUAUAUAAUUGUAUAGUGCGCAAG